Messenger RNA from Hypanus sabinus (Atlantic stingray), 1626 nucleotides. RefSeq names its product methyltransferase 4, N6-adenosine (gene mettl4). Gene Ontology annotation, cellular component: RNA N6-methyladenosine methyltransferase complex; nucleus; cytosol. The record is from RefSeq and is a predicted model, not a curated record. Gene Ontology annotation, molecular function: RNA methyltransferase activity; site-specific DNA-methyltransferase (adenine-specific) activity. NCBI's taxonomy places the organism in Eukaryota, Metazoa, Chordata, Chondrichthyes, Myliobatiformes, Dasyatidae. The transcript is spliced from 2 exons. Bases 361 to 1623 code for a protein of 420 amino acids.
UCUAAGUGAGUAAGUACUUGUCCCAGUCAGGCUUUGUGACGGAUUAGUUUGUCAGCAGAGAGCCAAACGGAGGAGCUCUGACCGACAGUAGUGAAAUUCCUCCUUUCCCUUCUGGCUUUCUGAAGAUACGGGUCUGCAGCUAUUGAGGUGCUAACAGUUGCAAUCUGCUGAGAGCUUUCUCAGCGGAUGCACUUUUGAGUUGAAGGGACAACCUCGGUGUGAGGGCAAGUGGAAGUUACCAGCAAGGCAUUCAAUUAAAGAAAUGGGUGAAGUGUAAAGGGACUUUUUAUUUCAGGAAGGAAGUGAGGGCAUUAGUUGGGGGCAGACUGUCAAGUUCAGCACACUUGCCAAUAUCAGGAAAUGUCUGUGGUGAGGAGUGAGCCAGUGGGCUGGCUUGUGGAUCAUCAGGCUUACAUCAACCAGUUGUACAGAUGUUGUCACCACUCUCCUCCCGAUGGACACUGCCACAGAUACGUCUUCAGGGCAGAAUACUUCAAAGUGGAGAAGCCUUACAUUGUUAACACCAGGACUGCAGGCCAGGGGUCAGCUGUCAAUGACAAAAGUGUGAAAGGCAGCAAGCGCAAGAGGAAGGGUCAGGAACUGAACCAGGGAGAGCUGGAGGCUCUGGAGUACCAUGACAAGGUCAGUCUGGCAAUCCAGGAUGGCACCGAAAAGCUGGUGGAACAUCUAGAAGUGGAGGAGACAGGCAGCAGAGAGCAAGGGACAGCUUUGGUCCCUGCAGACUCCAUGCUGGUUGAGCUCUGCUUCAUGGCCAAGCAGCUACUGGAAGAACCCCAGAGGCAGGUGCAGGUUUUAACCAGUGAGUCAGGGCCAGACCUGGAACCCCUCAGCUGUCUGACAGAGAAUAGUUCAAGCUGUGCCCGGCUCGUGAAGCUGAUGGGACACCAGUAUCUGCUCCCACCGCGAUGUACCUUCCUGCUGUCGGACGUCUCCCGCAUGGAGCCACUUUUGGGCUAUAAGAAGUAUGACGUGAUCACUUUGGACCCCCCCUGGGAGAACAAGUCCCUCAAGAGAUGCAAGGGCUAUAGCCCCCUUUUUCCCUGGCAGAUCCGCCAGCUCCCUGUGCCACUCCUCUCUGCCCCUGGCUGCCUGGUAGUGUGCUGGGUCACUAACCGACAGAAGCACCUCCACUUCGUCAAGGAGGAGCUGUACCCUGGCUGGUCGGUGGAAGUGGUCGCCGAGUGGCACUGGGUGAAGGUGACCCAGAAUGGAGAGUUCGUGGUGCCGCUGGACUCUGUUCACAAGAAGCCCUAUGAGAUCCUAGUCCUUGGACGUUACAUGGGAAGCCCAGCACAACAGGGCGGAGGACCUGGCACCAGGAGCAUCACAGUACCUGACCACAAGCUUAUUGUCAGUGUGCCUUGCACACUUCAUUCUCACAAGCCUCCACUGGGGGAAGUGCUGAAAGGAUUUAUCCCAUCUAAUGCUGAGUGCCUGGAACUGUUUGCUCGCAACCUGCAGCCUGGGUGGACCAGCUGGGGGAAUGAGGUGCUACGAUUCCAGCACCUCAGCUAUUUCCAGGAGCUGGACCCAAAGAAGGGAGGUGAAAACUGCUGCUGCUCACACGCACCUUCACCGCCUGAUCCAUUGCUUCCUCGGUGACCA